AUGAGAUUAGUGAAACAUUCUUAAUUAGUUGUUCAUUUUCUGAAAAUCUAAAAGGAACAACCUAGAUUCGAGUUAAUGUCUUAAGUAGUUCAACAUUUUAUUACUCCAACCUCAUGAAAGUGACAAACUGACACGUUAUCAUUUUCGCCAAAAACAACUUUAUAUCAAAGGAGUACCUCUGAUUUGCGGCGUGCACAUGCGCAGUUAGGCGCCAGGCGACCCUUAGACCAGAUUCGUUGAUUCUGCUCGCUAACGUCGCCAUUACAUCGCCUACACGCGUGAUCGGGGAUUUCUAUUGGAGAAACCGUUUCGGACUAUCUUCAUACUGUACUGUCUUUGAUUAUAUAUCAGGGGUGGAGAAGGGAUGAGGGGAAAUGAAGGAACAGACGUCGUUUCAAAGCAUCAAUGAGUAGAUGGAAGAAACACACACAACAACCAUUUGUUUACAUCGAUUCAGAAAGCUUAAAUUCGUUCGACGUAAUGAACUACAGCUCCCACAAACCAUUGCAGAAUUAGCCUUUUUCCGGGUUUUUCGAACUUGCUAGUUAUCAGCUGAAAGCAUAAGGUGGAUGUGUGUUCCGUUGGUGAGCAGCGAUGCCCCUGGAGGUGAAAUGGCCGUUCCCACAGUGCCCGCAGCUGGCCUGGAAGGUGACCAGCACCCUGGUUAUGGGCGUGGUGGGCUCAUACAGCUACUUCUGGACCAAGUAUCUGAACUGUAUUACGGUUCAUAAUCAGGAUGUUCUAUUUGACCUGAUAGACCAACGUCCACCUGACACACCCCUCAUCACACUGUCCAAUCACCAGUCCUGUAUGGACGACCCACACCUCUGGGGAGUUCUGAGACUCAGACACCUCUGGAACUUCAACAAGAUGCGCUGGACUCCAGCUGCGUCGGACAUCUGUUUCACCAAAGAGUUACACUCCAGAUUCUUCAGCAGAGGGAAGUGUAUUCCCGUCUGCAGAGGUGAUGGGGUGUAUCAGAAAGGCAUGGACUUUAUUCUGGAGAAGCUGAAUGGAGGAGACUGGGUACACAUCUUCCCUGAGGGGAAAGUCAACAUGACUGAGGAGUUUAUACGGUUGAAAUGGGGUGUCGGCCGUCUGAUUGCAGAGUGUUCCCUUGACCCUGUUAUUCUCCCUGUGUGGCAUGUAGGUAUGAGUGAUGUCUUGCCCAAUGAGCGACCCUACAUCCCUCGUACUGGACAGAGAAUCACAGUCCUGAUAGGGAAUCCAUUCACAGUCAAAGAUCUUCUGGAGUCUCUCCGACAACAGCAGAAGAGCCAGAUGGAGAUGAGGAAGGCCCUGACAGAUUCCAUCCAGGAGGAGUUUCGUAGCCUGCGGACCAAGGCUGAGGCUCUCCACCAGCGGGUACAGACCACGACCUGAGCCCCAGGCUCCAGCCCGGCCUCCACACCUGGCCCCUACCCUAACCUCAGGGUACCAACUCAAUAUAGAGUGGACAAAGAGACUGACUGUAUACACACACACACAAACAGGAAACUAGAUUCACACACACAUACCUGUGCCUCAUAGUGUGUGCAGUCCAACCUGCUGUCUGAUAAACCAGUGGUCACCAAUGUGAUAAUUGCAAGGAGUAUCCUGCUAUGCACCUCACAAAUCAUUCAGUCAACAUACAGGCAACGUUGAGAAGACAUUGUUCUUUGCUUCAUGUUUGAAACCAAUUCAACGGGAAUGUCCAUAGAGCCAAUGUUGUGUUUAACAGGCAUUUUAUCAACCGUCCAGUUCCCUCCCGUGUUAUGAAGUCACGUGACACUCACCUCUGUCCCCACGGUAACAGCAGAACUAUGAGUAGAAGAGAAGUGUGGUUCUCACGGUAACAACAGAACUAUGAGUGGUAGAGAAGUGUGGUUCUCAUGGUAACAGCAGAACUAUCAGUAGUGGAGUGAAGUGUGGUUCCCACAGUAACAACAGAACUAUGAGUGGUAGAGAAGUGAAAUGUGGUUCUGAUCCCCUGGCAGCUUAGCAGGAACUGACAUACAGCCAGGAAAAACUACGGGUCCUAAUCACAAAUCCUUUCACUUUGUGCCCUCAAUCUCUCUCUCUAUUGCACUCUGUUUCUCUUCCGUUGUCCAUCUCUCUCACCCGAUCCCUCCUGUUGUACUGUAUCUCUCCCGUUCUCCAUCUCUCUGUUUCUCUCCCGUUCUCCAUCACUCUGUUUCUCUCCCGUUCUCCAUCUCUCUGUUUCUCUCCCGUUCUCCAUCUCUCUCU
This is a messenger RNA of Oncorhynchus kisutch (coho salmon), 2226 nucleotides long. It is a transcript of the gene tafazzin, whose product is annotated as tafazzin, phospholipid-lysophospholipid transacylase. The coding region runs from base 595 to 1383 and encodes 262 amino acids. The transcript is spliced from 11 exons. Gene Ontology annotation, molecular function: 1-acylglycerophosphocholine O-acyltransferase activity. Gene Ontology annotation, biological process: inner mitochondrial membrane organization; cardiolipin acyl-chain remodeling. Gene Ontology annotation, cellular component: mitochondrial membrane. The record is from RefSeq and is a predicted model, not a curated record. Lineage: Eukaryota; Metazoa; Chordata; Actinopteri; Salmoniformes; Salmonidae.